Messenger RNA from Rotaria sordida, 285 nucleotides. Lineage: Eukaryota; Metazoa; Rotifera; Eurotatoria; Philodinida; Philodinidae. The record is from the annotation of a GenBank genome assembly.
AUGUGGAUUAAACGAUAUGCCGAGCCCGAAGGAUAUGAUCCAGCGUUCAACUGUCUUCUUAAUCGCGAUGGAAUCGAUGAUAAAAUCAACGUUCCGACAUUAGUUCUGCAUGGAGCGGAAGAUCCCGUGAUUCCAGCGGAAGAAGCAAAACAAUGGAGUUCAAAAUUACCUAAACUAUGGAAAUUCGAAAUUGUUGAAAGAGGCGUUCACCAUCUUUCAUUAACGGAACCUGGUGAUGAAAUCGCUGCCCAAUUAGUUCCCCAAUUCAUAAAAGAAACAUUAUAG